Molecule: messenger RNA, 2477 nt
Organism: Pelodiscus sinensis (Chinese soft-shelled turtle)
Lineage: Eukaryota; Metazoa; Chordata; Testudines; Trionychidae
Source: RefSeq, a predicted model, not a curated record
CCCACAGCCGCCGCUCUCCCUUCUCCAGGCCGGGAGCCCGCCCUGAGCCCCCGCCUCUCCCUCCAUCGCCAGAAUGACGGUGAAACUGGACUUCGAGGAGUGUCUCAAGGACUCUCCCCGGUUCAGGGCUGCUGUUGAGGGUGUGGAAUGUGAUGUCUCUGAGCUGGAGACCCGGCUGGAGAAGCUGCUGAAGCUCUGCACAGCCAUGCUGGACUUAGGGCGCCAGUACUGCAAUGCCAGUAAGGCCUUCGUCGGCGGCGUGCGUGACCUCUCCCAGCACGCCCAGGGGGACCCCAUGAUGAGCGAAUGCGUGGAAAAAUUCUCCUGCAGCCUCAACCAAAUGAUUGACAACCAAGUGGAGCUCCUGGACAGCACCCACAUGUCAUCCCGGCACCACAUCCAGAGCCUGGUGAAAGAGGACAUGAAGUGGUUCCGGGAGGCACGGAAGGAGUUUGAGCGGGGCAAUGAGGGGCUGGCCAGCGCCCUGCACCACAAUGCCGAGGUGCCGCGCCGCAAGCAGCAUGAGGCUGAGGAAGCUGCCCUGGCCCUGCAGGCCGCCCGCACCAGUGCUCGUGCCCGCGCCCUCGACUACGUGCUGCAGAUUAACGUGAUCCAGUCAAAGAAGAAGUUUGAAAUCCUGCAAUUCAUUAACGUGAUCCAGUCAAAGAAGAAGUUUGAAAUCCUGCAAUUCGGGGGUUCCUGCUGUUGGGCUGGCUCCCCUCCGAGAGCAGGUGUUCAGGGGAGGGGAGCAUGGAAAAUUCAGCAGGGCUCCAACACCAAGGACAGAUGCUGUGGGGAGAGAACCCAGGCGUCCUGGCUUCCAGCCCCAUGUGCAGUGCAGGGGGAUGGGUUCUCUGGGAAAUUCACCUCCGUUCUUCACGCCCCCUCCCCCCAGUUGCACCAGCUGGUCCUGGAGUCAGCGCGGGAGAAGCGUGACAUGGAGCAGAGACACGCCAUGAUCAAGCAGAAGGACCUAUCUCAGGACGAGGCGGUUCUGGAAGGGCGCAGGGAGGCGCUGGAGGGGGUGGUGAUGGAGGGCUACCUCUACAAGCGGGCCAGCAAUGCCUUCAAGACGUGGAGCAGACGCUGGUUCUCCAUCCAGAGCAAUCAACUCGUCUAUCAGAAACGGGCCAAGGACGUGCUGACGGUGGUGGUGGAUGACCUGCGGCUCUGCACAGUCAAACUCUGUCCCGAUCAGGAGCGUCGCUUCUGCUUCGAGGUCGUCUCACCCUCCAAGAGCUGCCUGCUACAGGCUGACUCGGAGAGACACCAGCAGGCCUGGCUCAGUGCUGUGCAGAGCAGCAUCGCCUCAGCCUUCAGCGAGGGGCGGGCCGAGCCCCCUAGCCAGCACCCGGAGCGCCCUGCCUCAAUGUCAAGCACCACAAUGGAGGCAUCGGGCCGGAGCCCGCGGACGGCCGUGGACAAGCGGGUACUGGACCAAGUGCAGCGGCUGGAGGGCAACGCGCAGUGCUGCGACUGCCGGGAGCCCGCACCUGAGUGGGCCAGCAUCAACUUGGGCAUCACACUGUGCAUCGAGUGCUCAGGCAUCCACAGGAGCCUGGGGGUACAUUUCUCCAAGGUUCGGUCCCUGACGCUGGACUCCUGGGAGCCAGAGCUCGUCAAGCUGAUGUGUGAGCUGGGGAACAGCGCCCUGAACCGCAUCUAUGAGGCACGGGUGGACGAGAUGACUGUUAAGAGACCCCAGCCUGGCUGCUCCCGGGCAGAAAAGGAGAGCUGGAUCCGGGCCAAGUACGUGGAGAAGAAAUUUAUUACCAAGCUUCCGGAGGCGCGGCUAAGCCGGGUGGGGCGCUGGGGCCCCCAUAACCGGGAUCGCCCCCCCAAACCUGCCCUCAAACCCAAACCGGGUGGCAUCAGUCGAGCUGCAGGUGGCACCGGCAGCCUGGCCUACAACAGCAGAAUCCCAGAGCCAGGGGAGGCUGGCUCCUCCCCUGAGGAUCUGCACAGCCUCCACCCGGGGGCGCUUCUUUACUGGGCCGCUGGCAACCAGAACCUGCCCACCAUGGCUGAUGCCCUGGCCCAUGGUGCCGAUGUCAAUUGGGUCAACGCUGCCGAGGAGAGCCGGACCCCUCUGCUGCAGGCUGUGGCUGUGAAUUCCCUGCUGGCCUGUGACUUCCUGCUGCAGAAUGGAGAAAGAGGACCCCUGCACCAUGCCACCCUCUUGGGCCACACCGGGCUGGCUUGCCUGUUCCUCAAACGAGGGGCCAAUCUCAACGCAGUUGAUGCGGAGGGGAAGGACCCGUUGUCCAUCGCCAUCGACCAGGCCGACGCGGACAUCGUCACCCUGCUGCGGCUGGCCAAGAUGCGGGAGGGCUGGGGGAGCGCUGGGAGUGCGGGUGACGAGACAUACCUCGACAUCUUCCGGGACUUCUCCCUGAUGGCAUCUGACAACCCCGAGAAGCUGAACCACCGUGACCUAAAACUCACCACGCUGUAGCUGCUGGGGGGUGCUGCUGAUC